CAGUUUAUUUAAGCUAGCAACAUCCUGUUAUUGUGCUUUUACACCGAAAAUAGUGGUAGACUUUCUAGAAAGAUAGUUUCACUUCCGGGCCGGAAUCGACACCUCAGUUGCUGUCGUUUAUCUGCUCUCCCCAGCUCGUGAAUCAUAUUAGCACAAAUAUUUUGCUUUUUAUCUACGACGACAUUGCAGCAUUUUAAUCGCCGAAUAGCUGAAAUGGUCUUCAAAGUGACUGUCACCAGUGCCCGGAGGGCAACUAGGACGAUGUGGCUGCUGGUGCUCGUGAGUCUGUCUGUGAGCAUCUGUGUUUGCAGAGCAUCUUCAUCUCAGGAGGAGGAGGACAGUGCCAUGGAGAACAUCGUUACGGAGAAAAAAGCCGAGGAGAGCCACCGGCAGGACAGCGUGGACCUGCUCAUCUUCAUCAUGCUCCUCACCCUCACCAUCCUGACCAUCUGGUUGUUUAAGCACCGGCGAUUUCGGUUCCUGCACGAAACUGGACUAGCGAUGAUUUAUGGCGUACUCGUCGGCGUGGUCUUGCGCUACGGCAUCCACGUCCCUCGGGACAUCAGCAACGUCACGAUGAGCUGCCACGUUAACGCCAGCCCCGCCACCCUGCUGGUCAACGUCAGCGGCAAGUUCUACGAGUACACUCUGAAAGGAGAGAUCGGCGCCAAAGAGGUCAACGACAUACAAGAUAACGAGAUGCUGCGAAAGGUGACGUUUGACCCCGAAGUGUUCUUCAAUAUUCUCCUGCCGCCCAUCAUCUUCCACGCUGGUUACAGCUUGAAGAGGAGACACUUCUUCCGUAACAUGGGAUCCAUCCUGGCUUACGCCUUCAUGGGGACAGUGGUUUCCUGUUUCGUUAUUGGGCUGCUGAUGUACGGCUGUGUGCUGCUAAUGAAGCAGGUGGGACAGCUGGACAAAGACUUCUUCUUCACAGACUGUCUGUUCUUUGGAGCCAUCGUCUCGGCCACGGACCCCGUGACGGUGCUGGCCAUCUUCAACGAGCUGCACGUGGACGUGGAUCUGUACGCCCUGCUGUUCGGAGAGAGCGUGCUCAACGACGCCGUGGCGCUGGUUCUGUCCUCGUCCAUUGUAGCCUACCAGCCACAAGGGGACAACAGUCACACGUUUGAGGUCAUGGCGGUGCUGAAGUCUUUCGGGAUGUUCGUCGGAGUUUUCAGCGGCUCUUUUGCUCUGGGAGUGGCCACCGGGGUCGUCACGGCUCUCGUCACCAAGUUCACCAAGCUGAGGGACUUCCCGCUGUUGGAGACCGCUCUGUUCUUCCUCAUGUCGUGGAGCACAUUCCUGCUGGCUGAAGCCUGUGGCUUCACAGGUGUGGUGGCUGUGCUGUUCUGUGGCAUCACUCAGGCUCAUUACACCUUCAACAACCUGUCUCCUGAUUCCCAAGACAGGACCAAACAGCUGUUUGAGCUGCUCAAUUUCCUGGCAGAGAACUUCAUUUUCUCCUACAUGGGUCUGACCCUCUUCACCUUCCAGAGCCACGUCUUUAAUCCCAUGUUCAUCGUUGGAGCGUUUCUGGCCGUGUUCCUGGGAAGAGCCGCGAACAUCUACCCGCUCUCGUUCCUUCUUAACUUUGGACGACGCAACAAGAUCAAAUCCAACUUCCAGCACAUGAUGAUGUUCGCCGGACUGCGGGGCGCGAUGACCUUUGCCCUGUCCAUCAGGGACACGGAGACGUACGCCCGUCGGAUGAUGUUCUCCACCACUCUGCUCGUGGUCUUCUUCACAGUUUGGGUCUGUGGGGGUGGUACCACCCAGAUGUUGUCCUGCCAGAAUAUUCGCGUGGGAGUGGACUCUGAUCAAGAUAACUCUGUGAGCAUCACUGACGGCUCAGAGAGGAGAAGCACCAAACACGAAAGUGCCUGGCUUUUCAGAAUUUGGUACAACUUUGACCACAACUACCUGAAGCCCAUCCUGACUCACAGCGGCCCCCCCCUCACGGCCACGCUGCCUCCCUGCUGCGGCCCCCUCGCCCGCUUCCUCACCAGCCCCCAGGCCUUCGAGAACGAGUGCCAGUUGAAGGACGACGACUCCGACCUCAUCCUGACGGACGGCGACAUCAACCUGACCUACGGCGACGUCACCGUCUGCACGGACGCGUCGGGCUCCCACGCGAGCGCCGGUGCAGGCGGCGCCGCCGCCGACGACCUGGACCGGGAGUUGACGUACGGAGACAACGAGCUGGUGAUGAGGGGCACGCGCCUGGUGCUGCCCAUGGACGACUCCGACCCGCCCUUUACGGACCCCCCCCACCACCGCCUGAGGAUGUGAAGGGGGUCGACCGUCCGACUCUGACUGACCCAGAGCCGCUGAGCGAGCGACCAGUACCUGACCCUCCCUCUUUUGCUCCUCCCCCCCCCGUUUACUCUCGCCUCACUCCUCUUCCCCCCCCCACACAUUUGCUGUCCUCCUCUCACUUCCUCUAGUGGCACAUCACCGUCUCUACCUCAUUCUCGCUCUGCUCGUCUCCACCUCUCGCCGCCAUCGGCCAUUAUUAUUUAUUUGCAGCGUUUUAUCGGUUGAAAUCGAACACGUUGUGUGUCAGUCGCCUCACUGUAGCAUCGCGCAGAGAUCUAGCAGCAUGUGACAGAAGGUCAAUGCAAGUACCAAUAUAUCACAGGAGUACUAUAACUUUGAUAUGCAUGCCGAGGAUGCUUGCUGUUUUCUUCUCACGGGAGGUCCAGGGCUUUUUGUGUUUUUGGGUCCGACCUUGAGCGUUGCUGCCGUCUCUCUGCUCAUCAAAGGCAAGCCGACCCAGCCGACGACUCUACUGUACAUUUGUGUUACAAUUCAAGUGCCUGGGAAUUGUAGUUUUGAGCCUGGCAACUCGUACUGGAUCCGCUCAUGGAAGCAAAGCCCGUUGGUGAUGGGCUGCAGUUUUUCUUUGUAAAACAAAGAGGCCAAAAAAUAAGUAUAGAAUAAAACCUAAACAGACACAUCCGUCCAUAAGGUAACAAUAAACUCUGUUUGUGCUAUUUGCCUGUAAAUACUGUGUAACAAUGUUGAUCCCUCCCAAUGACCUUUGACUGUGACAUAGAGAGGAACAUUACACCUUUAAUUUGCUCACAGCUGAGCGAAGGGUUGUUGUUGUCGUCGCUGUUUCCAAAACGAGAUCCAAAGGAGUUCUGACGGAGAGAGAAUUAUUUCUCUCUUGGAUCUUGACAUUUUUUGAAAAAUGAAUGCAGUCUACCUUGUAGUGUUUUGCGUUAUUUUUGCAGAGCUAGAGAACAUUGGGCUGAGUCACACAUUUUACAUAUUUAGCUUUAAACAUACAUUUUUACAAACGUGAUCAUUAAAUUCACUUUUUUGACUAAACAUUUGUCAAACCAAAAUCCUGUGUUUAUGAUUCUAUUUGGGCUGCAACAAAUUCUAAUGAAACUGAAUCGUUUCCCAACGACGGCAAUGAAAUAUCAGUGAAUAACAAACUUUAAUCAAUUCAUUGCUGUAACGAGCAGAUAUUUUGCCUGAAAAGAACCCCAGACAUGCUGGAUGUUUCCCUCUGUUGGUUGAACACAGAGUGGAUGCGAGAGGACGAUGAUGAGGGUGAUGAGGGUGAAGGAAAUAGUUAAAGUGAGAGAGGUGUGUUUGCACGAUACAGCGGUGGAAGCAAGCGCAGACUCUCACGGUUUUCUUCUGCUGUGCAGGAACUUGUUAUUGAAAGUAUUUUUUUAAUCAGCUUGCCUCUUGAAGCCACAUUGUCCAGGAAGUGAUUUCUUUCUGAUUUUCUUUUUUUUUUUUUUUAACCAUUUAUACUUUUCGUGGUUUGAAAAAUUUAAAUUUUAUUUUGUGGAAGGGGAAAAAGUGAAGUAAAAAACAUUGAAAGGUUCAAAGUUUGCACUCAUCCAUUUAAAAUGUUUUUUUGAUCUACUUAUUACAGCUUCUUUUAUAUUAUUCACCUUUUUAUGUUUUGGAAGAUGGUGGAAAAACAAGCAAACUCGUGUGAGUUCACUGAACCUGGAACAAAUGUUAGGUUGGUUUAUUGAUGUUUUGAUGGUACAGAACCGGCUCCACGCUGCAGAGGCUGUCCUUUUAUACUGCUGUUCCAUCUCAUCCCUUCACCAUUCGGGUACCUCGUGCGUGUGUUUGAAUGCUGUUGCCAUGACGCCGACAUAGCAUUGCUCAUUCAUCUCCCUCUGUUGUUCGGGAGGAAAAAAAAAUGGUUAAGAGAUCUAUAUAUAUAUAUACAAGCAGAAUCGUGUGCCGCUGUUCUUCAACUGACACUUGAAAUCAUGUGAAAUUUGCAAAAAGCUGAUGUAGGUUUUGUGUGUUUGACUAAUACUCUGUUCAUUUCUUUUGGUUUCUCUGGGCUUUGAUCAUUGGAGAUCCAGUCAGACGUAGCUGACCAAAGAGGCCUGCUGUGCUUUGUGUUUUCAUCUCUCUUUAUACUGCAAAGUGUGUGUGUGUGUGUGUGUGUGUGUGUGUGUGUGUGUGUGUGUGUACACUUGAGAAGGAGGGAGGUGUUCUUUUUCUCUCUUCCCGUGUUUGACUGUUUCUGUGUGAAUAUACUCUCAUUAAUGCAACACGGUCAAUAAACAAAAGCCUGUGCUUUUUUUUUUUUUUUGAUUGAAUCUCUUUUCUCUCUUUGAUUCGCCGCCUCGUUUACGUGAUUUUAUUGCAAGUCGUUGUUGUGUAAGAAUGAAGCUGUCGCUCCUGACAUCAUCCUCUUUGUCUUCCGGAGUGCAGAAGAACAUUAGUGAUUCUACUUCAGUUGAAUAAAUCUGAGAUUCCCACUUUAGUUUGGGCGGCUGUGGUUUUCCACACGGCGGUGCAGCACCACCAGAAGGUUACAAUAAAAACGGUCUUUAGGAUUGCGUCAUGUUUUCUGGUUGUGCGUUCUGGUUCAUUCUCAUAAAUGUGGUAACUCAGAAACACCUGGGGGGGAUUGAUUCAUUAAUAAUUCACCUUGCUCUAAUAACAACAUCCAAUUCUCCUAAUUUGACCUUUACUUACCGGGACUUACAGAUCGUUUGUAAAUUGAUCCACUCGUUUUUGUCACUUGUUGUUCCCAAACAUAUUGAUGUGACAUCUUUCAUCUCUCAUCCGCCCUUGAUAAGUGGGCAAAGUGGUGUUAUUAUAAAAAAAAAAAUUAAAAAGCCCCUAGCCGAAGGCUGAUGACGUU
Pungitius pungitius (ninespine stickleback) is the source of this 5140-nucleotide messenger RNA. RefSeq names its product solute carrier family 9 member A6a (gene slc9a6a). The record is from RefSeq and is a predicted model, not a curated record. Bases 214 to 2292 code for a protein of 692 amino acids. The transcript has 16 exons. Gene Ontology annotation, molecular function: sodium:proton antiporter activity; potassium:proton antiporter activity. NCBI's taxonomy places the organism in Eukaryota, Metazoa, Chordata, Actinopteri, Perciformes, Gasterosteidae. Gene Ontology annotation, cellular component: plasma membrane; recycling endosome. Gene Ontology annotation, biological process: proton transmembrane transport; regulation of intracellular pH; potassium ion transmembrane transport.